Entelurus aequoreus (snake pipefish) is the source of this 3734-nucleotide messenger RNA. RefSeq names its product family with sequence similarity 120 member B (gene fam120b). The transcript is spliced from 15 exons. Gene Ontology annotation, cellular component: nucleus. NCBI's taxonomy places the organism in Eukaryota, Metazoa, Chordata, Actinopteri, Syngnathiformes, Syngnathidae. The record is from RefSeq and is a predicted model, not a curated record.
UGUUUUGCAGCGUCAUGACGUCACGCGUACAAUCCAGGAAGUAAGAGCGCAUCAAAACAACCGGGAGGAUAUGCCGCUUUAUUAUGCUCAUUAUACUAAACAAAGUAAGUGGUUCGCUAAACACAAAGUAUAACGGUGAUAACGUUUUUAUGUAUCACGAGUCAGUUUGAAGUGGAGAGCAUACAUUAUAAGGAAAGACGCAAAUCGAGGCUAAGCUAGCUGUUAGCAUCAAGACGAGACGAAUAAAAUGGGAGUAAAAGGUCUUCAGUCUUUCAUGGAGCGCUGCUGUCCAGAGUCUUGCUUGACGGUCAACCUGGGAGACAUGGCCAGACAAAAGAUUUCCUCGGACACCACGACCAGUCCCACACUUGUUGUGGAUGGGAUGGCCUGCCUGCGCCACUGGUACACCUGUAAAGACUGGGUGUGUGGGGGUCAGUGGAAGGAGUACAUGAGCAUCCUGAGAAGCUGGAUAGAGAGGUUUACUUCUGCAGGAAUUAAACUGGUCUUCUUCUUCGAUGGUGUGAUUGAGGAAAAGAAGAGACAUGAAUGGGUGAAGCGGAGACGAAGAGUGAAUGGGGAGGUGUGUAAAGUAUUUUGUUACAUUAAGUUACACGGAGAACAACCGGGAAGAAAUCUCUUCUGUCUGCCUUCUGGCUUGGCAUCAUUCACACCCUUUGCCCUCAGGUCAUUAGGGCAAGAAGUAUUCAGCUCAGUGCAAGAAGCUGACUAUGAGAUUGCCUCUUACGCUCGUCGCCAUGGCUGCAUGGGCAUUUUGGGACAGGACUCUGACUUUAUCAUAUUUGACAGUGCUCCUUACUUUUCGGUGGCGAAACUGCACUUAGACAGCCUCACCACUGUCCUAUACGACCGGCAGAGGCUUUGUCAAGCCAUUGGGUUGUAUGUUAGCCAGUUACCGCUGCUGGCCUGUCUCCUGGGUAACGAUGUGGUACCAGGGGAGAGAAUGCAAACUAUCAGGAACAAUGCUAUGGCAGCAUACAGAAAGAAAUGUGCCACAGCACCCCAGGAGCAGAUAGUCUUCGCUGUAUCCAUGCUUGUCAGCUCUUUGUGUGACGCAGAGGAGAACGAGACUGGGCUUGUCCCUCAGUCUCUGACCCUGUCCACUGCAGACAGAUGCCUCCUGGAAAAGGGGAUUUGCUCCUAUUUGCUGCCUAUACAGGAAACUUCUCAGCAGGAUGAUGCACCUCCUCUUACCUCUGGCCAUGCAUUUGAGAAAUAUGUCAGUCCAGAAAUAUUAAAGGCAUGUAGAGAACAGCAUAUGUCUGCACAGAGUUUCAUGGUUUACAAUGUUCUGUGCAAUGGACUGAUUGAAUGUAGCAACAGUCUGGAGGAUGAGGAAGAGGAUGAACUGCUACCUCAGGCUGUGGUCUAUAAGACCUGCAGACAACACAUCUAUAGUCUGCUACUGCUUAGGCAGGGCUAAUGCGGAAGCGAGGAACUUCCAGCCAUCAGAGAAUGGUUUGUCUACCCAGGCAACCCUUUGAAAGAGCCCCAGAUGGUUCAGCCCAUCCUCGCCAGCUUUCCAUGUGAACGACCAAGUCUAGAUGUUCUGUGGUUCGGUUCUGGACCUGACGUUUCCACUCUUCGUCUAACGAGCUUCUUUUCGAUAUUCAACUGCCAGGAGGUUGCUGAGUUGCAUGGAGCCAUCGAAGACUUUCUGCUCGCUGCUCUUUGUCUGGUUACCUACAUUGCCCUCCAGGUACCAUCUUUAUGUUCAGAGGACGUGGAUGCGUACCUGAGUCAGGCUGUGUGUCUCAGCCUUAAAUCUCCACAAGAGCUUCAACAGAUCAAGCUGCCAUUCCUCUGCAGUCGUGCGGUCCAGCUGGGCUCUCUGUACGUCCGAGGACUGGGCCACCUGCUGGGAGCCAACUGUGCCAGCGGCUGCCCGCUGCCCAGCGGCGCUCUCAUGCCUUGGCAUAGCUUUGACGGCCGGCUCUUUCACUCCAAGUACCUGUUGGCUCAUAGCGCCACUAAGGAAAAUGUGCUGCUGGACAACAAUCAGCCCAGUCUGUCUUUGUUUAUCCGACUGAGAGAGAAACUCGUACAAGUUUGCACAAAGAGAAGCAGAGUCUUGCAGUCCCGACCCAGAGCCAACGUGCUAGAUCAAAGUCACAGAACACGAUACAGAGAUGGACACAAAGGUGUUGAUGACAACUGGCGAGAGCGAGGAGACGCAACAGCAGGAGGAUGGAGGGAAAGUGGACAUUUAAGUAGUGAAAACAGCAGAGAGACAGUGCAGCAGAGACCAGGACACAGAAGAGGAGGAAGAGGUCAAUAUUUUCACUCUCACUUCCAUCCUCCAUCCAUCAAUGUGAACACGAGAUCUCGGCCUGAGCAGACUUACAGCGGAUGGCGUCACAGCAGGGGGAGAUAUCAGCAGGCACCCAGAUGGGGUCAUCCUCCCGCUCCUGAGACAUUAUCUCACCCUGCCAGAGAGAGGAGAGGAGCAGAGGAUUAGAAGCACAGGACUUGAGGAGUUAAGAGGGUAGGAAAGCUGGUGAAAGGAGUGAUGGAAUCAAGUUUCUCUGAACAAACUGAGUACUGAAUUUGCAGUCAAGAAUGUUUGUCCAAAGGAUGUUCUAGUUAAAAAUAGAAGGAAAUAGGGAGAGAUUAAGAACUUUGAAACCAAACAUUUGUCAAUUUGGACAUGUUUUUUUUUCCUCAAGAAAAAGUCGUGUGUGGUAUUUUGAACUCUACUGACAAGCAAACAUAAACACGCCACUUCAAAGGUGAACUAAGAAGAUGAUCAAUAUCUAAUCAUCUAACCCACAGGUGUCAAACUCAAGGCCCACAGGCCACAUCUGGCCUGCCACAUAAUUUAAUGUGGCCCGCGAUAACCUUAACCCUAACCCUAUCCUUAUUAAUUGUUUGCUAAAAUUUGAUACAUUUUUGACAGAAAAACAUUGCACCACAUGCAACUGCAGUUCUCCCUAACCCAAUAUGAUUUAAUUCAGAACGCAGUUCUGAGCAUUUUUGUCAUUAAAAGCCUUUUUUAAAUAAAUUGUACAAUAGCUGAACUUAAAUAUCUGCUUGUCACCUUGACUUCUACAUGCAAAGAAAGUUUUCCAUCAGUUUGUUGGCAUCCAAUAUGUGAAUAUUCCAAUGAAGGGGCAAUUGUGUAAUAGUAUCAUGGGACGAUCAUUCUGUACAUUUAUAUUGUUUUGCAGUUACUAGCAGGCCCUUGAGGGUAGCCAUAACUGUGCUAAAAAUUAGUUUGAUGCACCUGAAACCUGUUUAUUUUAAACUAAGGGAAAAAAUCAGAAUGUUGCGACUUAUUACCACAAGUCCUCUAGUAUCAUGUAUACACUUGUCCCAUGUAAUACUCACUACUACGUUGUUGAUUUAUUGUACACUUUUCUAAACCAGGACGUAUGACACUGUACAAUUUAUUAAAUGUACAGACAAUAUGCAUAAUGCAUGAUUCAAUAUCACUAACGGUCAUGCCAGUGUAAAAAAAAGUUAAAUUGUGUAACCAACCCCUAACUGCUAUGGAUGUGAGCACUCACAUUUAAUUAUUUUUUGUUUACUGUAUUAUUGAGACUUAGCCAUAGUGUACUGAGCAACUCAGACCAAUUAUAUGGUUGUUACACUUUAAGCGUGUGCCAUCACUUUUUUACAUUAUGGCACAGAUAUAAAGUAGCGACCAGCUCAGCUACCUGCAACAAGUGCUUAACGUUGAUACUGUGCAAGUAACAUCCUGUAAAUAAAGCUUCCUG